AUGCCUCCCGACAAUUUCGCCCUAGUGACCGGAAUGGUCUAUCGGAGCAGCUUCCCAAAGCCCGAAAACCUGCCGUAUCUGAAGAAGUUGGGGCUGAAGACUAUCCUGACGUUAGUUGGCGAUGAAUAUCCCGAAGCGAAUGUCGAAUUCUUGAAGGAGAAUGGCAUCACCCACCAUCAGAUCGAUAUGCCCGGCAACAAGGAGAAUUGCAUCACGCCCGUUCCCGACGAGAAGAUCACCUCUGCUCUUCAGAUCAUUCUUAACCGCAGGAAUCAUCCCAUACUGGUUCACUGCAACAAGGGAAAACAUCGUACCGGAACGGUCAUUGGAUGUCUCCGCAGGUUUCAGGCGUGGUCCCCCGCUCUCGCCCUGGAAGAGUAUCGAAAAUUCGCCGGUUCCAAGAGUCGACCCCACGAUCUUAAGAAGAUCGAGGCAUACCGACUCGAGGCUUGUCUGGACAUGGCCUGGGAGCACGACUGGAUACCAACAACGUUUCCGGACGAAAUCGAAGAGGAAGGAUCCGAAACCCCCCUCUCGAUCAUGUGCCCGGCCGCCAUAAAAGCCCAAUAG
This is a messenger RNA of Tricharina praecox, 570 nucleotides long. Its product is annotated as tyrosine phosphatase family-domain-containing protein. Gene Ontology annotation, biological process: protein dephosphorylation. The coding region runs from base 1 to 570 and encodes 189 amino acids. The record is from RefSeq and is a predicted model, not a curated record. The transcript has 3 exons. Lineage: Eukaryota; Fungi; Ascomycota; Pezizomycetes; Pezizales; Pyronemataceae. Gene Ontology annotation, molecular function: phosphatase activity; inositol diphosphate tetrakisphosphate diphosphatase activity. Gene Ontology annotation, cellular component: cytoplasm.